AUGAGUCUUGCUGUGAUCGGCGCACCUAAAAUAGCCAGUCCUUGGCAGCCUUUAAGUUUGGUAAUAGCUGCAGGACUUGGCAGUAUUCUAGUGAUAAUCGGCAUGGCACUGGGUUUAGGCUUGGGUAUUGGAUUAAAUAACAACAGCCAAACGUUAAUAGUCGUGGCGACGACGACAAGCGCAACAAUAGCGACUAGUCCUUCCAACAUUAUAACCAUCACUAAUAGAAAUCCAAGAGUAUCUAAUACAGUGGCAACACCUAACACACUCACAACAUUGAUAACAUCAUCUGAAACAACAGAGUCAACAGAACUAACAGGAGCAACAAUAACAACAGCAGCAAUAACAACAGCAGCAAUAACAACAGCACCAAGAACAACAGCAGGUUAG
Messenger RNA from Rotaria sp. Silwood1, 390 nucleotides. The record is from the annotation of a GenBank genome assembly. NCBI's taxonomy places the organism in Eukaryota, Metazoa, Rotifera, Eurotatoria, Philodinida, Philodinidae.